Messenger RNA from Calypte anna (Anna's hummingbird), 2287 nucleotides. RefSeq names its product lumican (gene LUM). Gene Ontology annotation, molecular function: protein binding. The record is from RefSeq and is a predicted model, not a curated record. The coding region runs from base 355 to 1386 and encodes 343 amino acids. Lineage: Eukaryota; Metazoa; Chordata; Aves; Apodiformes; Trochilidae. The transcript has 3 exons.
UAGUGGUCUAAACUUCCUCAGAUUUGGGAAACACUGAUCAUUUUGUCAUGUCACAGGAAUAACAGAUGGGUUGUCCUUGUACAAAAUAUGGUAUCCACCUGCAUUUCAUUAGAGUCGCAUUUUUGUACAUGCCACACCACAAGAUCAUCAUGAUGACAUAGCAGCUUCAGAGUACAGCGUGACUAGGACUUUUUUGUGCUUUUUUUUUUAUUUUCCUCUUGUAACACAGAGGAUCUGGCAGACCUCCUGACACUGUUUACAGCAUAUAUUGGUUGAUACAGUCCCUUAUUGCAUCUGCUCUGGGAAUUAAGGAAAGCAGCUUCAAGGCAGUAAGGGACAAGACACAUUGCAAAAAUGAUUUUAAUUUCCCUACCCAUCUUUCUGUUACUGAUUAGUGGCAUUUUUUGCCAAUAUGAGUAUGGUCCUUCAGAUGAUUAUGGUUAUGAUCCUUUUGGGCCAUCAGCAGCAGUCUGUGCUCCAGAAUGUAAUUGUCCUUUAAGCUACCCUACUGCCAUGUAUUGUGACAAUCUUAAACUGAAAACCAUUCCAAUUGUGCCAAGUGGAAUAAAAUAUCUUUAUCUUCGAAAUAAUAUGAUUGAGGGCAUUGAAGAGAACACAUUUGAUAAUGUAACAGAUCUCCAGUGGCUGAUCCUAGACCACAACCAUUUGGAAAAUUCAAAAAUUAAGGGAAGAGUCUUUUCCAAACUAAAGAAUCUGAAGAAACUUCACAUUAACUACAACAAUUUGACUGAAGCUGUUGGACCACUCCCCAAAACUCUGGAUGACCUGCAAUUAAGUCACAACAAGAUCACAAAAGUCAAUCCUGGAGCACUGGAGGGGCUGGUGAAUCUGACUGUCAUUCACCUCCAGAACAACCAGCUGAAAGCAGAAUCUAUUUCUGGGGCUUUUAAGGGCCUGAAUUCACUUUUGUAUCUUGAUUUAAGCUUCAACCAACUUACAAAGCUACCAACAGGACUGCCUCACUCCUUACUCAUGCUCUAUUUUGAUAACAAUCAGAUCUCCAAUGUUCCGGAUGAGUACUUCCAAGGUUUUAAAACCCUGCAAUAUUUACGUUUAUCCCACAAUAAAUUAACAGAUUCUGGGAUACCAGGCAAUGUCUUCAAUAUCACAUCACUAGUUGAGUUGGAUCUCUCCUUCAAUGAGCUGAAAAGCAUCCCAACUGUCAGUGAGAACCUCGAAAACUUCUACCUCCAAGUCAACAAAAUUAACAAGUUCCCAUUGACCAGCUUCUGUAAAGUUGUUGGGCCAAUGACCUAUUCCAGAAUCACACAUCUGAGACUGGAUGGAAACAAUCUGACUCGGGCUGACCUGCCACAGGAGAUGUACAACUGCCUUCGGGUGGCUGCUGAGAUUUCACUGGAGUGAGAUACCUGGGAGGACCCAGUUCCCUUUUAGGGGAAGUAAUUACAGGAAUAAAAUCAUGAUAGCUUUUUAAAAUUAGGGUAUACCUUUAAAAAUUGUGUCAAUCUGCAUAUUAUACAUUCUGUUUGAUAAUAUUUAGCAUGCAUUUGGCAACCUUAAGGAAAUACACAUUUCCUUUUUGUACAAAUGAUUGUAUUUAGAAAGCACAAGAAUGACCAGAUGUGGUGCAAUGUAUGCCUUCAUCUGGCUAGAUAAGUUGAAGAAAAGCAUUCACCUUCCUAGAAACCUAUGUCCAUGCAUGCAAUACAUGCCAGCUGGUACCUGACCUACAUGGAAGACAGGUGGGUUUCAUCAGAGUGCUGAGCAGUAAGAGCUAGCCUGUGUAAAUACAAGAUUCCUCUCCAACCAAUACAGAUUUCUUAAUUACUCACACCCUUCUCAUAUUUUUAUAAUUUUCAAAAGAAAAAAAAAAGAUUUAAUAGUCUAAGAAAAAAUUAAAAUGUAUGAAAAUAUGUUUUUCAGAGACCACAGCAUUAUUAAAUUGACAGAAUAUGUGAUAUGAAACAGGGAAACAUUUUUCAGGUUUAAAAAUUUUUACUCUUCUUUUUUUCAUACUCUCACUUAAACUUUCAUGGUAAGAUUUUUUAUCCAGUGCUGGUAUAAUUCUUAUUUCAGCAUAAGUCAUAUAUACAAGUAUUUUUAUUCAAUUAUCUGCAUGCUACUUUAACCGGAUUGUAGAAAAUAAAAAAAAUAAAUAGCAAAUAGUAUUUUUGUGUUCAUAUCCUUGUCAACUAUGUUUCAGUCUUUUAUAAAUUGAAAAAAAAAAUCAGGUAAAGACAAGAUAAUCUAAGCUAUUCUAUUAUUAUUAAAAUUUAUUUUAUGGUUAAAUAAACUGUUUUCUCUU